AUUGCAGGCGUUAUGGAUUCACUAAGAGCAUCAAGAAGCUUCCACGUCUAUUUCUUUUUUAGCUACAAUACAUUUCAUAUUCAGUGAUCCCCUUUAUGAAAUCAACUCAAGUUUGAGGAAUAGACUAAUUUGAGGCAUGGUGAAUAAUUUAAUCCGAUAUCCAGAUUAUGCACUUUGAAAUAUGUGCAGUAUUUAUAAUUCAGAUGAUCUCAGGCAGCAUGUCCCUUUGUGUAUGUAACAGUAGAACUGGAACCUCAUGGGGGUAUAACAUACUGGUUAUAAAAUAAUGAACACUGUGGUCCCCUAGAAGUCAUUGCAGAAUCAGGUGUGCAUGAUGUACAUGUAUAUACAUGAUGAAGUAAAUACUAAGUUGCAUCUCUAACCAGGAAUACGAUAGUGGUUUAUUUGCAGUACGGUUAUUACUUCUUAUUACCUGUUAUUACUGCUUACUAGUACUUCUACUGGUUGUUGUCUGUAUGGUUAGAAAGUACCAUACAAACUAUUGUAACCUCCUAGCUAUAUUCCCUUAGUGAUCAAAUCAAAUUACAUUUAUUUAUAAAGCCCUUUUUACAUCAGCAGAUGUCAUAAAGUGCUUAUACAGAAACCCAGCCUAUAAACCUAAACCACAAGCAAUGCUGAUGUACAAGCAUGGUGGCUAGGAAAAACUCCCUAGAAAGGCAGGAGCCUAGGAGGAAACCUAGAGACGAACCAGGCUCUGAUAUCUCGGGAGUCUGUUUUUGGUCCACGUUUUCUCUGUGUGGAGGCUGGCUGGGGGGCGUGAGUAAGGCUGUUAUCAGGCCCAGCAGUGCUGAACCGACCAGGGGCCACCCCUGGGUGGGAAAGGGCAGGGCUGGGUGCCCAUGGCAGGCUGUCUCCUCCAGUGUAGAUAACUUUGUUCUGGGCUCAGAGAGAUGACAUCAUGAAGGAUGGCAAUGAAGAUGUCGGUGCAGAGAUGGGAAGUGUUAUCUGCUGCCCUUCACUAACAAUGCCAUCUAGUGGGGACACACACACACACACACACACACACACACACACACACACACACACACACACACACACACACACACACACACACACACACACACACACACACACACACACACACACACACACACACACACACACACACACACACACACACACUAGGCCUUACAUAAUAUUUACGAUUGGUGCUCCAGGCCAGAACUCAUGGUGAACUGCAGAUCCAUUUUCUCCCAGAUGUUGUCAAUGAAAAGUUAUUCCAUAAGACAAUUCCAAGAGCUGUUUACCCAGUGUCAUUCUGCCAAAUUAAGAUAUCUAAUAAUAUUGGAUGAAUGAUACUGCAACACUCAUGAAGGUGUUAUGACGGGUUUUUAUAAAGAUGUUAGGAAUGCCCCAUUUUGAAGUCAAAUAUUACUCAGAGAUUUAGUGAUCUCUUAUCUCCUGUGCCGACUCAUCCAGAGAUUUAGUGAUCUCUUAUCUCCUGUGCCGACUCAUCCAGAGAUUUAGUGAUCUCUUAUCUCCUGUGCCGACUCAUCCAGAGAUUUAGCGAUCUCUUAUCUCUUGUGCCGACUCAUCCAGAGAUUUAGCGAUCUCUUAUCUCCUGUGCCGACUCAUCCAGAGAUUUAGUGAUCUCUUAUCUCCUGUGCCGACUCAUCCAGAGAUUUAGUGAUCUCUUAUCUCCUGUGCCGACUCAUCCAGUGAGGCUACCUCUGUCAGACAUGGUCUGUGUUGGGAGCCAGGGGGGGUGGUGGUGGUGUGUGUAUUUAGGGUGGGAGGUGUUUAAAAAGCAGACACAGUGGCACAACUUAGCCAUGUCAUAUAGAAGUGAGGGACUGCACACUAUAGGCGUGUAUCUACUCACGAAAACAAAAGCCUCUUAGACUUGAAGAAAUAUUGGAGCUACAUUUAAACCACUCUCAAGAAAGAUUUCAUUUCAUCUGGACUUUUCACUCUACAGGAUGUGUCGCAUCAUCAACUUCCUGCUGGCUCUGCUGAGCCGUUUCCUGUUUGCUGUGCAUGGGGUGGUGACCGUGUGGCGUGUGGUCGCCGUCAAAGGGGAGCCCCCUCUAUUGGCUGCUGCUGAUGGGCGUGGCUCUGCUGGGGGUGGAGAUGGCAGUCACCAUCAAGUGUACCCGCAAUGCAGAGUGGAAAUGGUUCUCCCCCAUGGUUUUCCUCUACCUCAGUACCGUCAUCCCCUCCAUUUGGUUCCUGGAGCUCAGCCUGCUGCAGUACAAGCUCCCUGUCAACAUCUCCUCUGGACCCGAGCUAGAAGAGCUGCUGGCUCACAUCCCCAUCUCAGCAGACAUCUUGCAGCUGGACCCAGAGAACUGGGCGGCAGGGCUGGAGCAGACCAUGCUCAUCGUACUGGUGCUGGGCCGCUGGCUUAUGCCCAAAGGAGACAUGUCCCGCGACCAGCUCUCCCAGCUCCUCAUGGUCUACGUGGGCCUGGGCGCUGACAUCCUGGACAUCUUUGACACCUUCAAGGAGCCCGAGGUCAAGACCAACCGGGCCGUUAUCAUUAUGGGCCUUGCCCUCUUUUCCUGGGCCCUCAUGCAGUUCCCCUUGGUUCUGACCCAGACCAGUCCCCCCAAGGCCCAUCUCCAGCCCUGUUUGUCCCAGCCCGGCUUCCCUCAGGAGGGAAGCGUGGCUGUAGUGGAGGGACUGCCUGGAGCUCCCCCCUCCUGCUAUACACCGUGCUGCUCCAGUGAAGUGUGGAGUCUGCUGUUGACUGUGGGGCUCCAGGACGGGCCAUUCCUCAUCUACCGCCUCUACCUCAUGAUCAGGGAGAACGUUCUCAACCAGCUAAUGAUCUUCUUCACCUGUAAAAACAUCCUUGUCGUCCUGCUGGAGUUCUACAGGAUCUUUGUGGUGCAGUGUGAGCAGCAGGUGGAGGGCUGCCUAGGGGGGCUGGAGAGGUGUGCAAUGCCCUGGUGCCAACAAGCCCAGGAGGAGGAGGUGGAGGGAAGACGACAGGAUAAGAUCAAGGGACCCCACCUGGCAUUCCACCUGGACGGAUACCUGGGAGACUGGGAUGCAGAUGGUGAAAAUCGGCAAUGA
This is a messenger RNA of Oncorhynchus gorbuscha (pink salmon), 3039 nucleotides long. RefSeq names its product transmembrane protein 26-like. The transcript is spliced from 6 exons. The record is from RefSeq and is a predicted model, not a curated record. Bases 2065 to 3039 code for a protein of 324 amino acids. Lineage: Eukaryota; Metazoa; Chordata; Actinopteri; Salmoniformes; Salmonidae.